Molecule: messenger RNA, 1308 nt
Organism: Arctia plantaginis
Lineage: Eukaryota; Metazoa; Arthropoda; Insecta; Lepidoptera; Erebidae
Source: the annotation of a GenBank genome assembly
AUGAGUAAGAUGUCUAAGAAUAAGUUGAAUUUGACCCUACCACCAGGGUCAAUUGAUACAGCGCCUGCAGUCACACCGUCUAACAUGACGCCUCAGCUGAAAUCUGCCACUGCAACUGAACGGCAGGGUUUAGCUGGAAAGUCUAAGACUAGUAUUGAAGCUCUUACUGAAAGGUUGGAGCAAAUAGAAAUGGAUGACACACAGAGACGAAGGAUAGAAGUAUUCCUCUGCCAGAAGGAGAAAAUUGGAGAACUUAGUGAUGACGAUUUCGAAAAACUUGGAGAGCUUGGUCAAGGUAAUGGUGGUGUGGUAAUGAAAGUUCGACAUAAGUCCACAGGUCUGAUAAUGGCUCGCAAAUUAAUCCAUUUAGAAGUCAAACCAGCUAUUAAAAAACAAAUUAUAAGGGAACUCAAAGUCCUUCAUGAGUGUAACUUUGCUCAUAUAGUUGGAUUCUACGGAGCAUUUUACAGUGAUGGAGAGAUUUCGAUAUGUAUGGAAUACAUGGAUGGUGGAUCGUUAGAUCUUAUAUUGAAGAAAGCUGGACGAAUUCCUGAGUCUAUUUUAGGAACGAUAACUUCAGCGGUGCUGAAGGGACUGAGUUAUCUCCGUGACAAACACGCUAUCAUGCAUCGUGACGUGAAACCGUCCAAUAUUCUCGUCAACAGCAAUGGAGAGAUCAAGAUCUGUGACUUUGGUGUGUCUGGACAACUGAUUGAUUCUAUGGCCAAUUCAUUUGUUGGAACAAGGAGUUAUAUGUCACCUGAACGUUUACAAGGCACACACUACUCUGUGCAGUCGGACAUCUGGUCUCUUGGCCUGUCCCUAGUAGAAAUGGCAAUCGGCAUGUAUCCCAUACCACCUCCAGAUGCGAAGACUCUCGCUGCUAUAUUCGGGGGGCAAAAUGAAGAUCAUUCCCCUGGACAGGCACCAAACUCUCCUCGUCCAAUGGCGAUAUUCGAGCUCCUAGACUAUAUAGUCAAUGAACCGCCUCCAAAGCUACCGGCUGGCAUCUUCACUGACGACUUCAAGGACUUCGUCGAUCGCUGCUUGAAAAAGAAUCCAGACGAACGAGCUGAUUUGAAGACACUCAUGAAUCAUGAAUGGAUUCGGAAAGCGGAAGCAGAGAAAGUGGAUAUAGCAGGAUGGCGAAAAAGGGUCAAAACAUUUCCCAAGAGAAAGCGGGCGACACAAUCUGUGAGGACGCAAGCGCAGAAUAAUAGCUGCCCUACACCACGCGAUGACAGUAAACAGUAUGUCAACUCUAGAUACCAUUGUCCAGAACACCACGCAACACCACCACUUGUGUAA